GGAUUUCAGGCGCAGAACAUCAUUCGCUUUGUAUUCUUCGUUGUGUUUACUUCGUUAAUUCAAAACUAAAUCAAAAAUGUCAGGACGUGGCAAAGGUGGCAAAACCAAGGGAAAGUCAAAGACCCGCUCCAACCGGGCUGGACUCCAGUUCCCAGUCGGUCGUAUCCAUCGGCUUUUGCGCAAAGGAAACUACGCCGAGCGUGUGGGUGCAGGUGCUCCAGUUUACCUAGCCGCAGUUAUGGAAUACUUGGCUGCCGAAGUCUUGGAGUUGGCCGGAAACGCAGCUCGUGACAACAAGAAGUCGAGAAUCAUCCCCCGUCAUCUCCAACUCGCCAUCAGGAACGACGAGGAAUUGAACAAGCUUCUCUCUGGAGUCACCAUCGCCCAGGGUGGUGUUCUCCCCAACAUCCAAGCUGUUCUUUUGCCCAAGAAAACCGAAAAGAAAGCUUAAAUUUUCUACCCACCUUUCAAACAAUCGGCCCUUUUCAGGGCCACCAAAUAUUUUUACGUUUGAAUUCUAUGUUCUUUACAUUAAUAUUUAAAGGACAACUAAUAUUAAUAAUAAUUUAA
Messenger RNA from Leptopilina heterotoma, 570 nucleotides. Its product is annotated as histone H2A-like. The coding region runs from base 77 to 451 and encodes 124 amino acids. The record is from RefSeq and is a predicted model, not a curated record. Lineage: Eukaryota; Metazoa; Arthropoda; Insecta; Hymenoptera; Figitidae. Gene Ontology annotation, cellular component: nucleosome. Gene Ontology annotation, molecular function: DNA binding; structural constituent of chromatin; protein heterodimerization activity. The transcript has a single exon.